This is a messenger RNA of Acipenser ruthenus (sterlet), 2779 nucleotides long. RefSeq names its product mirror-image polydactyly 1 (gene mipol1). The record is from RefSeq and is a predicted model, not a curated record. The coding region runs from base 378 to 1835 and encodes 485 amino acids. NCBI's taxonomy places the organism in Eukaryota, Metazoa, Chordata, Actinopteri, Acipenseriformes, Acipenseridae. The transcript has 13 exons.
GUACUACAGUGUUGCCAGCCUGUUGCUGAGAAGAGAGGAGGGACGCUGUCUGGUUGUCUGGGAAAGAGAUUAAGCAGACAGCGCUUCCCAGAAACCCAUUACAGUGCAGUUGAACUGUAGGGCUAUGAAUGCUUCUGAUAAAAUUCAUGAAGUACAGCGUGCCCUUCACAGGGCUAAGCUAAAAAUAACUAGAUUAAAAGGGGAACCUGGGGAGAACUAAUCCCAAAGUAAAUGAGGAACUGAAGGAAAGAUUGCCUGCCACAAAAAAGCACCAUUGUGAAGACAUAAAAAAACAAUCCAGUAAGCUUGAGACCAGUUUCCAAAAGUUGGAGGCGAUCUCUAAACCACUGCCAGAGCAAACAAAAUCCAGAGCAGAAAUGGAGAAUUUGUUCAAAGAGAGGAAGCAUUUACAAAACUUUGUUGAAAAAGAAGAUAGAGUUGGGUUGGAAGACUUGGAAAGUACAGCGGGCAAAGGCACAACGUCUCAGGACGGAAGAAUAGAGACAACAGAAAACCCCCACUGUGGGACUGUUACUGACACAUGUGGGGGUGCGGAUCAGAGCUACAUAAUUCAGGAACAGGCCUGUAAAGAGGGUUCAGAACCUCAGACUUCUCACUCCAGUGAAACACUUGAAAUCAAGAACAAAACUGCCAGUAGCAUUGCUAGAACAUGCAGGACUGUCUCUUCUCAAGAGCUCCGAAUACUUCAUACUGGCCCUCAAACCCAGAAGGAAACUGCUGCUGCUUCUGGUUUUGGCGUACAUGAAAAUCAAGGUAACACCCUGACUAGUGGCUCCUUAACCCCUGAAAAAGCAACUCCUAUCCUAGAUAAGGACAAGAAUAUAGCUUUCCUCUUGAAAGAGUUGGACUCCGUGAGAGAUAUCAAUAAGAAGCUCCAGGACAGACUCUCAGGGAAAGAAAGAGAGCUGGAGACCAGAAAACUUGAUGUUGAGCUGCAGGACAAGGUGAUGGAGGCUCAUGCAGCUGAACAGGCUGCAGCUCUAGUUGAAGAAAUAUACCAUGCCCAGAGGGAACGAGACCAAGCAGUAAUGGCUAGACUAAGGCUGGCCAACGAGGAAAGAGAUGAAGCCCUUUUACGAGCCAAGCGGCUGGAGCAGGCAAUAGUGGAGCUGGAGAAUAUUAACCCUGAAGAAAAUGACAUGUCAUUGCAGGAAUUACUAAACAGAGUAAACAAUGCAGACUCCGGGUUGCUGAUCGAGAAGAGUGGAGCCGUGAUAGUGGACCGAAUACACAAGACUAGAGAGAGGAGAAAGAAGAUUACAGCUGAGGAGAUGAAUGCAGUGAUUGAGGAGAGGGAUGCCGCCAUAUCCAAAUGCAAACGCUUAGAGCAGGAGCUUCAUCAUCUGAAAGAGCAGAGCCAGACUUCGGCAAACAACAUGAGACAUCUGACUGCCGAAAACAAUCAGGAACGUGCUCUGAAGGCUCAGUUACUAUCCACCCAACAGGAGAGAGACAGCGCCCUGCAGCAAUCUAAAAAAUUAGAAGAUGAAAUCCAGACUCUUCGUGUUUAUUACAGUUUACACAAGUCUUUGUCACAAGAGGCCAGCUUGAAGGAGCAGUUUCAAAGCACUCUGAGCACCUAUGAAGACGCUCUCCACUCCAAAGAGGGUAUUGUGUCACUCGCCAACCUCCACAAUGACCAGCUCAUCACCCAGCUGCAGCUUGCCCUCUCGGAGCGUGCAAACAUGGAGGCCCAGCUCCAACAGUCCUUGGAGGCCCAAAAAGAGGCUAAUGAAAAAGUUCAAAAGUUGGAGCGGCUGGUAGAUGUGCUGAGGAAAAAGGUUGGAGCGGGGACUGUCAGGACGGUGAUCUGAUUGAAAGGUCGAGUCUAGGGAUGUGGUCACAUCUGGUGACCAGGCUGCUCCGUUUACCACUGUGUAAACAAUGAAGCCUUAACUCAGCAAACAGUUGUUAGAAGUGGUGCACUCAGACGACAUUCCAAGCAGAGAUCAAACUGAAUCAUAAAUGUUUAACCACUCUGCUGCUGGGUUGUGUUAUUUAAGCAAAUUUAUUUCCUUAAACAUUCGUUAUUUGAAUUGUAUUUCUUUAUUUAGCUCUGCCUAUUAUAAAGAACACGGUCUACUUAUUGUUUGUGGCCAGCUUUAAUGGAAACUUUUCCAUGUGCAGUUAUGAACUGUGUAUCACAAAUGGCCUUAAUUCAGACUGAUAACUAUAUUUCUUUGCUCACUUAACCCAUUUCGCUCCAUUUUUGGUAAGUCUUCUCCUGAGUUAUAACUAUGACCUUUUGGCUAGUGGAGAGCUUUAAAUUGUCCAGUGCAAACCAUAUUUGUCAAGCUAGGAAUGAUGUUCAUUGGGAAACUUGCAGAAUUCAUGUUGCCAUGUGUUUUUUUUGUUGUUUUUUUUUUUACAAAAAAUGCAUAUUUAAAAGAUUAAUCUGUUUCUAAAAUGUUAGUUCUAUAAUCUGCACUGCUCUUGGAACAUAGAAGAAAUAGUUGUAUAAACAGCUGUUUAGAUAAAGGGGAGUUAUGCCCAUCAGAGCUGAUACUGGUGCUGAGGGCACUUCUCUAGUUUGAAUGAGAGGGCAGUAAAGAUAGGACAGGGUUCUACUGUAAUUGUUAUGUUUUUAUUGUUAUACUACAGAUAGAUACUUUCCCAUUAAAGUGAGCUAUGCCAUAUAAUUCUGUCAAAUUGAUAUUGACAAAUAUUAUUAUUUUCUACAGACAAGUGCAUAUAUGUUAUUGGAUCAGACCUAACUGGGCCAAAAUAUAGAGCUUCACGCACUUUUGAUAAACUUAAU